Messenger RNA from Carya illinoinensis, 924 nucleotides. RefSeq lists its product as uncharacterized. NCBI's taxonomy places the organism in Eukaryota, Viridiplantae, Streptophyta, Magnoliopsida, Fagales, Juglandaceae. The transcript is spliced from 2 exons. The coding region runs from base 228 to 746 and encodes 172 amino acids. The record is from RefSeq and is a predicted model, not a curated record.
AUCUGGGUGGUCUCUGGUAUUGAAAUCCGAUUCCUCAUACUUUACAAAUGUCCCUCGAACUCAAACAGGAAGCAGAUAGAUAAUGAAACUCAGCCCGGUUCAAAGUUCACAACUUCCCAGUUCAGAUUUCCCACACUUUCACUCUCUCUAAAUAAAAUUCCACUAUUUCACCUCCCAAAUAAAGGGGAACUUCAAACAGAAAUAAUUAAUAAAUAAGAAAAUUUAAUAUGUCCACCGUUUCUUCCUCUAAAUUCUUCGGCAUUCUCGCCACUGAUAUCUUCUCUUUUAAAACUCCUCAAAAUCCACCCAAAGUUCCAAACUUUUUCCCUUCGCUUUUCCCAAAAUUGCCUUCAUGUCUCCACCUCCUCGCCCACCACGCUUCAAGAAAAUCCCUGACCCUGGUUUCUUCAAAGUCCUCUGGUUCCUCAGAGGAACUAUCAUCAGCUAGUCCAGAGGAUGAGUGGCUGAAGAAGCUUCCGGACAAGAAGAAGCCCCUCUACUCUCACAGCCUGCCUUGUAUUGAGGCCUGGCUCAGGAACUUGGGGUUUAACCAGAGCAAAGAGGACCGAGCCGUUUGGCUUGUGGAGAAGCCCGAGUGGCAUGCCCAACUCUCACUGGAUGUCACUGACCUCUAUAUAAGGUACCUGAAAAGUGGACCUGGGAAUCUUGAAAAGGAUGUUGAGAGGCGAUUUAGUUAUGCACUGAGCAGAGAGGAUAUUGAGAAUGCCGUGCUCGGAGGACCUUAGCCAAAACAUUGAUUAAUCUUGCUGUCAUAUUGUUUGUCUGCUAAAUUUAUUCAGAAAUGCCCCCACCGCGUCUUGGUUUGCUGACUUGUUGAUGGAAUUGGAAUCAUUGAUGGUUUUUGGUAUCUAUUUUGUAUCGUUGAAUGCAAAAUGAAAGGAAUGUUUGAUUUUUGAAUGCAAA